Molecule: messenger RNA, 1929 nt
Organism: Cyclocybe aegerita
Lineage: Eukaryota; Fungi; Basidiomycota; Agaricomycetes; Agaricales; Hemipholiotaceae
Source: the annotation of a GenBank genome assembly
AUGUCCGACCUCCCACCGAGAGGUCGGGGCACGAGGCCCCCUGGGGCGGUUCCUAGGAGCCGUCGUGGGGGGGACUCGGGCUCCGCCCCACCAGCAAUACCACCAUCGGUCGCUGGCUCAUCGUCUUUUGGCGGUGAUGCCUCGCCAAUCUCGCCUGACCCGACCUCGACUAGGGCCACAUACUCGACGGUCGUGCCAGCUCGAUCUCGCCACACGUCACCCCGCUGCAGGUCCCGUUCCACCACGGGUUCCGCCCAUUCGUCCGCAGAUGAGUCUGACUCAGGGACGGCCCAACCCCAGGAGAUGGAGGUAGAGGGCACUCAGGGAGGGGAGGAGGUCUUGAGGGACCCCUCCGUCGACCUUCUUCUCGGUCAAUAUGCCUUGAAGUUCCGAGACACAGUCGAGGAUCUUCCUGGCGAUCUCGAGGUAUUGACCACCUCCAUUGUGAAGGCCACAGACUGGGUUCUGCGGGCCGCGCACCACAAUCCGCUCACCAUCGAUGGGGGCGAUGCCUUCGUGGCCCAGAUGACGUCCUUUGUGAACGCCGUCAUGGCCACCGACUUUAGUCGUAUUCGCGGACCAGGCGAACUCGACAACUUCUCGCUCGCCUCUCUCCUCGAGGCUGAGACGUCUUCCAAGGACGAGCCGACCAUCCACCCGGCUCCCGUAUUCAGGCCUCCUCCUCCUGCUGCCCGUGGGCCGCUCGACGAGGGUGUCGUUGGCGUAGGGGCCCCGCCCGACGUCCUCAUGCAGGCAUUGGAUGACCUUGGUCGCCCGGCCUCCCCUCCUCGCAUCCCCGCUUCCAAGAAGCGUAAGGGUGUCGAUCGUCCAGUCCCACCUCCUCCUCAGAAGAAGAGUAAGGUGGCCUACUCCCGCCCUGGUCCGCCCCCGCCGAUCAACCGCCGCUCCGAUGCCUCCCCCGCCUCCUGGCUUGGGACCGCAACUUCGCGGGCCUUCUCCUUCCCCCGCAUUCCCAACGGGUCCGAUGAAGACUUCACCUAUCGGUCCGUUCCUUCUUUUACUUCCGAGGGCCCCACCCGGAAGCAGGUUCUCGUGUCGUUCGGGGGUACCCCUCCCGACCUCACGAAAUUCUUCACCGAGUCGGCUGUCCGUGCAGCCAACGGGUACCUCAGGGAUGGUCGAUCUAUGCUUAAGGUCACCUCCAUCGUUCGCGCCUACGACGGUUUGUCGUUGGUCACCCCCGCUGUUGCCAGUCCGUCCGAUCUGGACAUCCUGCGUAACUUCAUCCGCGAAAGCCUCCCAACGGGUACCCUGUUCGAGGUUGCGCUCCCAUCAUCGACAUCUUUCAUAAAGAUCCUCGACGUUCCCUACUUCGAUCCGAAGGGGUUGAAGAUUACCCAGGAGGCGCUUGAGAAGGCCCUCCGUACCUCGGUGCAUGCUGAGGUCUUUGCAUAUCUGAGCACCAAGCCUCGGAUCGACCGCAACUCGGCGCACUCAACAUCGUGCACCGUGUAUUGCAACAUCUGGGACUCCCAGCAGGGAACCCGUGCCAAGAAGGCCUUAGGCCAACCAAUCUUCCUCGCUGGGCGGUCCUGUGCUAUCAGGCCCGCCGCACGACACACCGGGGUCCCACUCUGCCAGCGCUGCUGGAAGUGGGGCCACCCCACCGUCGCCUGUAAGGCGAAACAACUUUCCUGCCCCAUCUGCUCGGGUCCGCACGAGCAGAAGGAGCACCGUCAACAUGCGGGAUGUUGCAAGGGCAACACGAAAGCGAAACCCCCUGUGCCGCCCACCCCUCACGACCAGCCCUGCCCCCACAAGGGCCGCUGUGUCAAUUGCCACAAGGACCACGCCGCCAACUCGGCCUCGUGUAAGUUCUGGGCCCAUCGCUACGACCGUGAGUGGAUCAUGGCCGAGUAUCGUCAGGUACAUGAGCACGCUGCUCGCCGCCAACUUACUAACCCCUGA